UGAUUGCCCUGGGUUUGGUUUUGAAGUCGUUUAUCAUAUUUUGGCCAAGUUGUAUGGUCUGUGCUUUAUCUUCGGGUAGUUUCUGGUUUUUAAUUUUUUUCUUUUUUUUUUGGAAUGGCUGUGCAAAUUCUUGUAUUUGGCUGCUGCUGUUGGCUGGAAAAUUAUGUGUUCUAAAGUUUUGCUUGUUUCGGCUUUUCAGUACUUUCUAUGGGUGAUUUCAACUCUCUAAACUCUGUCUAAUUAGAGGCAUUUAGAUAUAUUGUGAUUUGCUUUAAGGAUGUUAGCUAGUGAUGUUGUAAUAAUAAGCCUAUCUGGUUUCUUCUUCAGGAACUUUAACUCUCACUAAUGUUUAAUUAGGUUUAUAAACUGUGGUGCUGGUUUACUAUGGAUUUUCAGUUGUAUUUCUAUGUUAAAUUAGGAGAUUUGGCUUUGAUUUACUGCAGGGGAUGUACUGCUUGUGAAACUUUUUCUUUUCUUUUUACAUGUGAAAUGGAGAUUUGGGUAAAUAAACUGAGGAGAAGAGGGGGGAGGUUUGGAGUUGGUCCAAUAGGUUAUCGCGAAUGGCCAAUUAUGAGAAACUUGUUGACUAAAUGUAUUUAUUUGGCGUUUUUCUCUGUUUACACUUCUGUGCCAAUAGUGCUAUCUUGCGGAUGCACAAUGCUUUGUACAUUGAGCCUGUUGUGGUUAUCCAUUUAAGAGCUUGAAUAUUUUAAGAGAAACAGAAUUUAUAUAACUGGAUAUUGCCAUUCCAUAUAAGAAAUGGAGCUGAGUACUGUAAGAGAUGCAUUUGAUCGUGUUGCUAAAAAGCAAAAACUGUCAUCCUCCAAAUCCCAAGAAGUAAUUGAUCAAGUUGGCCAUGAAAUUGAACAAGCGUUAACAAAGAUCCAGUCAGUUGAUGACUCCAGCUUACCUGUUGAUCUGAAAUCUACCCUGACACAGCUAAAACUCAAGUUCAAUGCAAUUGAUCCCCAGCACCAGUUAGAAGGGUCACAGAAGGAAUUAAGCGUAAACCUUAACAAGUACUUGAAACUCCUGGAAAAGUUAUUUAAUCCUGACAUAUCCAAGGCGUAUAUAAAUGUUGACUUUGAUCACCACAUAGUGAAUCAGAUAAUUGCCAAUCAUUUUUACAGGAAUGGUUUGUUUGAUCUUGGAGAUUGCCUAAUAAAUGAGGCUGGAGAACCAGAGGUAUCUGCACUAAAAUCUCAUUUCUUGGAGAUGUAUAAGCUACUUGAGGCUUUGAGGAUUAAGAACAUUGAGCCUGCUCUGAACUGGGUUGCUGCCAACCGUGAAAAACUCAAACAAAAUGCUUCAAAUCUGGAGCUGAAACUUCACCGGCUUCAAUUUUUUGAGAUUUUGCAAAAAAGAGGACGGGCUGGUGCACUUAAAUACGCCAGAACUUACCUUGCCCCUUUUGCUUUGUUUCACCUAGAUGAAGUCCAAAAGCUUAUGGGUUCUCUCUUGUGGGCCAGAAGACUUGAAAAAUCCCCUUAUGCCGAGUUGCUGAAUUCUGCUCAUUGGGACAAACUCACUGAGGAGCUCACCCAGCAGUUCUGCAGUCUGUUGGGACAACCCUACGAGAGUCCUUUAACUGUUGCCAUAGCAGCUGGUCUCGAAGGAUUGCCAACACUCUUGAAGCUGGCAAAUGUAAUGGCAGCAAAGAAGCAUGACUGGCAGGCAAUGAAGCAGUUGCCAGUGCCAGUGGAACUGGGAAAGGAAUUUCAGUUCCACUCAAUAUUUGUUUGUCCUGUAAGUAGAGAACAAGGUAGUGAAGAGAAUCCACCGAUGCUGCUGCCAUGUCUGCAUGUGCUUUGCAAGCAAUCAAUCAUGAAGAUGUCAAAAACUAGCUCGCGCAUACUCAAGUGCCCUUAUUGCCCGUCUGAGGCUUCAGUGGCACAGUGCAGGCAGCUUUAUUUUUGAACCUCGUGAUAUUUCCUUCACUUUAUGAACUGAAUUUUGGUGGUGGCGAUAAGAUAUAUAUAUAUAUAUAUAUAUAUAUUGCAUUAAAUUUACUUGUAUAUAAAAAUUCUUUAUACAUUGAUGUUUGGUUUAGGGCUGAAUCACUUAGAUCAAAAUCUAGUCAACUUGGUUAUCCCUGGUAGAAAAUGUUGCAGAAGAUCUAGUGAAUUGGUGAUCUCAUUGUGUUCACACUGUAGUGAUGAGAUGAUGCAUAUAAAUUUCCAGUUGAAAUGUGCUGGAAAAUGUCUCAUUCUGUAGUUGAAUUGACUAAGCAAAGCACCUAGAUUUGCACAUUACAAUAUUUUAGCAUUUACAGUGAGGUGAACUUCACAUGAAAAGUCAUUCAGCAAU
This is a messenger RNA of Pistacia vera, 2307 nucleotides long. Its product is annotated as protein RMD5 homolog. Bases 760 to 1917 code for a protein of 385 amino acids. The transcript is spliced from 2 exons. Gene Ontology annotation, cellular component: cytoplasm; nucleus; GID complex. NCBI's taxonomy places the organism in Eukaryota, Viridiplantae, Streptophyta, Magnoliopsida, Sapindales, Anacardiaceae. Gene Ontology annotation, molecular function: ubiquitin protein ligase activity; protein binding. Gene Ontology annotation, biological process: proteasome-mediated ubiquitin-dependent protein catabolic process. The record is from RefSeq and is a predicted model, not a curated record.